Messenger RNA from Musca domestica (house fly), 4171 nucleotides. RefSeq names its product alpha-1-macroglobulin-like. The coding region runs from base 60 to 4145 and encodes 1361 amino acids. The transcript has 9 exons. NCBI's taxonomy places the organism in Eukaryota, Metazoa, Arthropoda, Insecta, Diptera, Muscidae. The record is from RefSeq and is a predicted model, not a curated record. Gene Ontology annotation, molecular function: endopeptidase inhibitor activity. Gene Ontology annotation, cellular component: extracellular region.
GUUGUGCAUCUGCAUCGGCGGACAUCGGUAGUAAGCCUCGAAAAAUUAUUUAAAUCAAAAUGCGAUAUUUCCUGUUAAAUAUAGCUCUUCUGCUCGGCAGUGUAAUAUUUGUUGCAAGUCAGGGCUACUAUUCGGUACUUGCCCCCGGACACAUUCAAUCGAACCGCAACUAUACCGUACUUGUGACCAUACAUCAAUCCCCGGAACCGGUAAAAGUCAACGUGACCAUUGAAGGACCCACGUUUGAGAUUCAUGAAGAAGUGUUCUUGAAUCCGUUUGAAAGUAAGGCCAUAACCAUUUUACCACCAAAAUUAACCGAUGGUGAACAUAAGCUAAUUGUACAGGGCGUAAGUGGUCUACGAUUUUACAAUGAAAGUGAGCUAAUCGAAAUUGUCGAUGCUGGCCCAACCGUUAAUAUACAAACUGAUAAAGCCGUAUAUAAACCGGGUGAUUUGGUGCAAUUUCGUGUGGUCCUGAUGGAUGAACAUACCAGGCCAUUGAAAAUACCAGAGCCAAUUCGUGUUGAAAUCACUGAUGGCAUCAAUAACCGUGUUAAACAAUUCAAAGAUAUCAGCUUCGUUAAGGGUGUCUAUAAAAAUCAAUUUCAACUAUCCGAAUAUCCUGUGAUGGGCGUAUGGCACAUUCGUGUCCAUAUAAGUGGUCGUUAUGAUUUGGUCUCCUCGAAAUCGAUAAAAGUUCAACGAUAUCUCUUACCGAAAUUUAGUGUUUACGUCGAAACGGAUCGGAAUAUUGUACUUGGCGAUCAGAUGACAGUACAGGCUUUGAUCUAUGGUCAAUAUACUUUUGAAAAAUAUGUUGAGGGUCAGGUGAAAUUGCGUUUAGUGCAGGACCCUGAGAAAAUUGUCCUCGAAGAAAGAGUAAUGCAAAUCAAAGAUCUACUCAAUCUUGGAAUUCAACUGAACAAUAGCGAAUUGCUGCGAGAAGCAUAUGGUAUCAAUAUGGAGGUGGAGCUGAGAGAAAAAUUCACCCAACAAAUAAGUAGUGAAAAAAUAUAUAUCCAUAUUCAUGAAUAUCCCUACCAGAUAUCUGUUUUGCCCGAGACUAUCAAGUUUGCCAAGGGUAAACCAUAUCAGUUGACAGCCAAGGUUAGGGAUUGGAACGAUUUGCCCUUGAUGGAUGAUAUACCUUUAAUUAUGGAACAUGGAAGCAGAAAUUAUAGUGUGCCCCUGGAUGCAAAUGGUGAGGCAACAUUUCAAUUUGAACAUGAACCAAGUUCGGAUCAUACUUUUUGGUAUGGCAAUGUUACCUAUCUGUGGGGAAAUAUUUUUGCCUAUGAACCCUAUACGGGUAAUGUAACCGAUCUGCCGUUGACAUUAGAGCUAUUGACGGAAAAGCCCCAAUUUGGCAGCCCAGUGAGAAUUCAAGUGACAUCUUUAAAAGGAAUGCCUUAUUUGGUCUACACCAUUGUGGGCCAUGCCAAUUUUAUUCAUACCGAACACAUUAAGCUACCCACAAACUCCAGGACCCAUAUUCUGGAGAUUAUACCGUCCAUAGCAAUGGUGCCCAAUGCCUUCGUCUAUGUCCACUACAUCGAUGGAGGAAAUUUACGCUAUAGUGAAAUUCGAAUUAAAUUUCCAUUGGAAUUUGAAAAUAAGGUUUCGAUUAUGGCGCCCAAACAAGUUAAACCAGGUGCAGAGGUAAACCUAGAAGUGAGGGCCCAGCCAAAAUCUCUAGUUGGUAUCUUAGCUGUGGAUUUGGGUGUUUAUCUCUUAGAUCCUUCAUAUGAUUUCAAGAAAGAAAAAAUGCUUGAGGCAUUGCAGGAGGACACCAGUCGUCUGCCGUUUUUGGCUUUGGUAUAUCCGGGUCUUAUGUCGGGCGUACUUACACUAACAAAUGCCCAUUAUGAAUUUGUGCCCUUACAAGUCGAUAAUAGAAAAUUACCAGAUCCGCUGGGAGAGCUUACAUUUCGUAAAAAUUUCCCCGAAACCUGGAUUUUUGAAAAUUAUGAAAUAACAAAUGAUACCACCCAACUCACCCUGAAUAUACCGGACACAGUUACCACAUGGCGUGUAACGGCAUUUACAAUGAACGAGAAAACCGGUUUUGGUAUAGUAGAUGGUCCCACAGAUGUAACCACCAUACAACCGUUCUUCAUUAGCCUCAACCUACCGUAUUCUGUGAAACGUGGCGAAAUUGUUGCCAUACCCAUCCUCAUACACAAUUACCAAAACCGCAGCUUGGAUACCGAAAUUACCCUCCUCAAUUCGAAUAAUGAAUUCUAUUUUAUGGAAUCGACAAUACUCAACACGGAAACGGGGUCUUCGGAAAAAGGACGAACCAAAAAUAUAACCAUGCCAGCGAAUAGUGUUGAUACGGUUACAUUCUACAUAAGUCCACGGCUGGUUGGUGACAUUAAACUUAGGAUCACAGCCACAAAUUCUAUGGCGUCAGAUGCCAUAAUCGAUACGCUUCGUGUCCAACCAGAGGGUAUAAGACAGGAAUUCAAUAAUCCCCAAUACAUCAGUGUGAUACCCAGUGAACCUAUAGAGUUAUCAUAUCCCCUAUCCCUGCCAGCCAAUAUGGUUCCGCAAUCGGAGUUCAUUACCCUCACAGUGGUGGGCGAUGACAUGGUCCCCGUUUUACUCAAUCUAAAUUAUUUACUCUACCUUCCCACCGGUUGUGGUGAGCAGAAUAUGGCAAAUUUUGCCCCGAAUGUCCUCGCCUUACAAUAUCUGCGGUCAACGGGUCAAUAUCACCGCGAAGCAAAGCUGGUGGCCAAAGUCAAGCGCAACAUUGAAGUUGGCUAUCAACAACAAUUGACAUAUCGCCACAACAAUGGUGGCUACAGUGUCUUUGGCCAGCGUAAAGAUUUCGAAGCCAGUACCUGGCUGACGGCGUAUACCGUACGUUUCUUUAUAAAAACCUUAAAAUAUGCCAUGGCCAUUGAAAAGCAUAUCAUUGAAACGGGUCUGCAUUAUUUGGCAACGGCCCAGCGUGACGAUGGUAGUUUUCCCUAUACCGGUUAUUUACUUUAUCCCGCACAGCAGAAUCGUUUUGGAUUUACGGCUUUUGUGCUGAUGACAUUUCUGGAGGAUGAGAAAUACGCCCAAAACUAUACCAAAACCAUUGGCAGAGGCUUGCGUUUCUUACACAACCGCAUGGAUGAGAUCAACGAUUUGUAUGCCCUCUCAAUUAUAGCGGUAACCCUACAAAUGGCCGAAGAGAAUGCCAGCUCGAAAAAGGUUUUGGAUAGAAUAAUGCAGUAUAAGAAGUCAGAUAACGAAUCAGUUUGGUGGAGCCAAAAUGAUCGAAAUAUGGCAAAAGAUGUUGAAAUAACCGGUUAUGUAUUAGUGGCCAUGCUUAAGAUGGGCUAUAAUAAGGAAGCUGCGGAAAAAGCUUACAAAUGGUUGACACGACAGCGUAACAAGAAGGGAGGAUUUAAGUCCAGUCACGACACCGUGGUGGGACUGCAAGCCCUUAUCCAAUAUCCUGUAAAAUAUAAAAAAUCAUCUGGUCAAAUUAAUGUCGUGGUUAACUAUACAGCGGUGGAUGAUGAAAAGCGGACGGUGAGAGUCGGAGAAAUCUCUGUGGACCAAAGUAAUAUGAAAAUUUUACAAACCGAAGAGCUACCAAAAACCACACGAGCUGUGGAAAUUCGCCUUGCCGGCUCUGGCAGUGUCUUUCUGCAAUUCAACUACCAAUACUAUAUCAAUGGCAUUGAUAGCUUUGAAUAUUUUCGUCUUGAACCCCGAGUGAAAUUACCAAAUCCCGCCGAAUUGACAUUGGAAAUUUGUUUCAGUUACAUCGAACCCAAUUCGGAUGCUAUUAAUAUGGUGGUGAUGGAGGUGAAUCUACCAUCGGGAAUUAGUGCCGAUGAGAAAGAUAUCGAUGAUUUGUUGGAGAAUGACAUCGUCCAGAGAAUCGAAAUGAAGAAUUCGGCCACCAGUGUCAUUAUGUAUUCGGCACAAUUGAUAGCCGCCAAUAGGAAUUGUUUGAAUAUCAUGGCCUACAAGCUGCACGAUGUGAUCCAUUUGAAACCGGUUGCAAUAAUUAUAUACGAUUAUUAUGAUAUUAGUCGCCAUGACACGGUAUUUUAUGAGCUGCCAAGGGUGGUGUCUGAGAAUCAGAGCUCUGGAGAUGGGAAUUCACAAAAUGCCGUUGACAAAAAGAAAUUUGAUUUUUAAGCUAAUAUUUAGUGUGAGAUAAUAAA